GGAAGGAAGCAAGCAAGCAAGCUCCCAAAAGCCAGAUUCCCACUUGCAGUGCUUCCCAAGAAUUCAGACCACACUCUACUUUUACUCUCUCUCUCUCUUUCUCUAUAUUCUUCUUUCAUUUCAAUUUCUGGAAAAAUCAAGAAAAUGACUGACAGAGUCCACCCAUCAUCAGCUACUAAGCCAAAUGCCAAUGGCGGAGCCCCCGCCGCCGCCGCAGGCGGCGGCGGCGGCGGAAAUCCAGCUAAACCCAAGGUUUACAACCCGAACCGCAUUCCUUACCGGGCCAGGACGGCUGUGAACCCGAGCCACCUGCAGCCGCGGCGGUUCAGCUGCCGGAGAUGCUUUUGCCUCUGUUGCUUCUGGUCCAUCCUCCUCCUCUGCAUCCUCCUCCUCCUCGCCGCCAUCCUCGGCGCCGCCUUCUACGUCCUCUACCGCCCCCACCACCCCGUCUUCUCCGUCUCCUCCCUCAAGAUCUCCCAAUUCAACCUCACCACCGCCGCCUCCGACGGCACCACCCGCCUCGCCGCCACGCUCAACCUCACCCUCUCCGCCAAGAACCCCGACGCCAAAAUGAUCUACACCUACGACCCCAUCUCCCUCACCGCCUUCUCCGGCGUAACCGUACUCGCCAAUGGAACCUUCCCGGGCUUCAUCAGCAACCCAAACAACAUCACCAUCAUUCAUUCGACGCUGUCAAUGCCGACACCGCAGGUGCUCGAUUCGGACUCUGUCUCGGGUCUCAAGUCGGACCUGAAGAGGAAAAACGGGCUGCCCAUCAAGAUCUUGAUGGAUACUAUGGUGCUGGUGAAGCUGGAGAAGAUGAAGAGCAAGAAAGUUGGGAUCCGAGUCACCUGUGAAGGGAUACAUGCCCCAAUCCCAAAGGGCAGAGCUCCAGGGCUCGGUACAACUUCUCAUGCGCGGUGUACCGUUGAUCUUAGAUUCACUCUCUGGAAAUUUUCUUCUAACUAAAAAAAAAAAAAAAAAAAAAAAACGACUCAGAAGAUUGAGGUUUUUGUAUUGUAAUCACAAUUACUACUUCCAUAAAUUUGUAGAAUGUGCAUUUCUUGUUUUGUUUUCAUCCAUAGAAGUAUGAAAAUUAUUUC
Ipomoea nil (Japanese morning glory) is the source of this 1103-nucleotide messenger RNA. RefSeq lists its product as uncharacterized. Bases 145 to 969 code for a protein of 274 amino acids. The transcript has 2 exons. The record is from RefSeq and is a predicted model, not a curated record. Gene Ontology annotation, cellular component: plasma membrane. NCBI's taxonomy places the organism in Eukaryota, Viridiplantae, Streptophyta, Magnoliopsida, Solanales, Convolvulaceae.